Molecule: messenger RNA, 8767 nt
Organism: Salvelinus fontinalis (brook trout)
Lineage: Eukaryota; Metazoa; Chordata; Actinopteri; Salmoniformes; Salmonidae
Product: gastrula zinc finger protein XlCGF57.1-like
Exons: 3
Coding region: 1794-3674 (626 amino acids)
Biological process (GO): regulation of transcription by RNA polymerase II
Molecular function (GO): DNA-binding transcription factor activity; RNA polymerase II cis-regulatory region sequence-specific DNA binding
Source: RefSeq, a predicted model, not a curated record
UGGCCGAGCAGCCACACACAAGCCUAAGAUCACCAUGUGCAAUGCCAAGCGUCGCCUGGAGUGGUGUAGAGCCCACCGCCAUUGGACUCUGAAGCUGUGGAUAUGCGUUCACUGGAGUGAUGAAUCAUUCUUCACCAUCUGGCAGUCCGAUCGAAGAAUCUGGUUUUGGUGGAUGCAAGGAGAACGCUACCUGCCCGAAUGCAUAGUGCCAACUGUAAAGUUUGGUGGAGGAGGAAUAAUGGUCUAGUACUCUUUUUCAUUGUUCGUGCUAGGCCCUUUAGUUCCAGUGAAGGGAUAGCUUAACGCUACUGCAUACAAUGACAUUCUAGAUGAUUGUGCGCUUCCAACUUCGUGGCAACAGUUUGGGGAAGGCCCUUUCCUUCUUUAGCAUGGCAAUGCCCCCGUGCACAAAGAGAGGUCCAAACAGAAAUUAUUUGUCGAGAUUGGUGUGGAAGAACUUGACUUGCCUGCACAGAUCCCUGACCUCAACCCCAUCGAACAACUUUGGGAUGAAUUGAAACGCCAACUGCGAGCCUAAUUGCCCAACAUCAGUGCCCGACCUCACUAAUGUUCUUCUGGCUGAAUGGAAGCAAGUCCCAGCAGCAAUGUUCCAACAUCUAGUGGAAUGCUUUUCCAGAAGAGUGGAGGCUGUUUUAGCAGCAAAGGGGGGACCAACUCCGUAUUAAUGCCCAUGAUUUUGGAAUGAGACGUUUGACGAGCAGAUGUCCACAUACUUUUGUUCAUGUAGUGUACUUUUAACUUUUCCCUUUCUCUGCUGAUAACAUAGAGAUAGAAGACUCAUCUUUGUAUCUGUGCCAUUAUAGCAAAGAUUUUUUGAUAACUAACCCAAGAUAGACCAGAGCUUGUAGUUUCCACGAGCUAGUGAGAUCCUAUUAGCACGUUCUAGCAUUUAUUUGCGUAUUUCCAUUAGGGAACACCUACUCUGUGACGUGUGCGUGUUUAUUAACUCAAUUCGCCCUUGCACUCCUUCCAAACAACGCCAUUUUUGUAAAACUUUGGCAAAGGGUAAAGUCUACAAAAUGCAGUCCACUCUGUUAGAGUCUAGUUUUGGAAACCGAGAACUGUAUGGAGAUCAAAUGUUUCAUCGAUUAGAACAUUUGCAGAAUGUUGGACAAAAUCACCUUGUUCCAUUUUCUCCUUCUGCUGGCCUCUGGGCUUCAUCUCUUCACCAUAUCUGGUAGUGAGUGGAAACAUCAACCGAAUGCUUCACGUGCAUACAUCCGGUAAAAUAUCUGGCUCAUUGUUCUAUCUUUGAUUAGUGUCUGUGACAGCAUGGGCAGCGGCACUGAGGCAAUCUCCAUUUUCAGGUAGUCAAUUUUCUUCUUCACAAUUGGCUGACCCCUCCUGAUGGCCUGGUUGGACAUGACUGCAACAGGGUCUCCAGAAGGGAUCAUCCAAUGAAGUUGUAAGUCCCACCCAGUUGGCUACAUUAAAAUGGUGGAAUCCCUCAAUUGUGCUGCCCAUGCUAAUUCUGCCUUUUGGCCACUAGAGGUCUCUAUCAUUCUCUAUGGCAGAUACUUUUUGGCGAGAAUGAAUGUUCCUUUAAGAAUCCACAUCAGGCAAUUAGUCAACAGGCGCUAAAUCUUUGCACAUGAUCCAGGGAUCUUUGCCUGAUUGGUCAGGUUUCAUGACUAACAAUCCAGGAAAUGCAGCGUCUUUCCGGUUUAAGAUGGUGGAUAAAUGAAGAGGUCCCGCUCAGGCCGUUGAUCAUUAAAAUAAAAUGAAUGUAAUGUGAAGGUGUUGACCUAACCAGAGACACUCUUGUUAACAAGAUGAAGAACAAAUCUGUGAAAAAGCAACACAAAAUCAAGAGGUCUAAACACCAUCGAGACCCCAUCAAAACAGAGUGUGAAACACAGUCAGAUGAUGUUAACUGCAAAAGAGAAGAACCAGACAUUAGCCAAGCUCCCUCUCCCAACACUAAAGGGGUUACUUCCAACUCCAUCCAAAUUAAAGAGGAACCAGCAGACUUUGAAGUACAGAGUCAUUGCUUGGAUUCUAGAGCACUCCACAAGGAUUCUGGAACCGUCAUAACCAAGACUGAAACAGAUUCCGUUUACAUUAGCCAAGGAACAGUAGAGAUAAAAGCGGAGUAUGAUUCUGAUUCUGAAAUACACAAGGUGGUGGUUAAGAGAGAAACUCAAGUGUGUUUCAUGAAGGAGGAGAAUGUGGGUGAAGAAAACACAGAUGAGGACCCUGAAGACGGGAGGGAUACUGACAGCAACAAAGUCUCUUCUCCUCAGUUCUUUCCUUGCUCAUACUGCACCAUCUCCUUCACCAACCAUUCCUUCCUGGAAAAGCACAUCAAGUGGAACCACCAGAAGGAGUAUCUGGCCAUGUUGAGAAAUAGUUUUUCAAAGAGCAGUGGAACAGAGACGGUCCCAACACACAGCUGCCUCCACUGUAGCCUCAUGUUCCAAACCCCACGGCUGCUUAGCAUCCACACCCGCCAGAUCCACCCUUCAGCCACUCCCCGGAAACCUGCUCGUCCCCACAGGGUUUCGGUGAAACUCUACACCUGCCCACAGUGUGCCCGCAGAUUCAGAUACCUGGGCAGUCUGCAAAACCACUGUGAGCUUUCACACAAAAUGGCUGUUGUCAGCACCAAUGGACACCUCAGUUGUGCCGAUUGUGGGAAGAGCUUCAAGAAUUGUUGGGGACUGGGACCUCACCUGUGUCACGAACCAGAGGGCACAGAACCUCAGGACAUUAAGCCUGUGGUCUGUCUUGAAGUCGGCUUCCAUUGCUCAGAGUGUGGCAAGAUCCUCUGUAGUCCUCAGAGCCUGAACAUUCACAUGCGAAUUCACACCGGAGAGAAGCCUUAUGCCUGCAAGGAGUGUGGCAAAAGAUUUGCUGAGAGCGGCAGUUUACGCAAACACCUGCUGAUACACUCUGGAGUCAAGGCAUUCAAAUGUCAGGAAUGCGGGAAGGAUUUUGCCCGUAUGAAGGGUCUCAGGAGUCACAUGACCACUCAUUCUGGCAAAAAGCAGUACUCCUGCUCCCACUGUGACCGGCAGUUUGGAUACAAGUCUAGUCUGACCAUUCACCUACGCUCUCACACAGGGGAGAAACCCUUUCACUGCACAGAGUGUGGUAAAGACUUCUCUAUCAAGAGAAACCUGAGACUUCACCUAAAGAUCCACAACAAUGAGAAAGGCCACCAGUGUGGGGAGUGCGGCCUGAAGGUGAUAGACAUUGGGGCGUUGAAGACACACAUGCGCUCACACACCGGCGAGAGGCCUUACCACUGCACAGUGUGCAGCAAGCAGUUCAUUCGACUGGAACACCUGAAGAACCACCAACGCACUCACACAGGUGAGAGACCAUACGUCUGUUCUGAGUGCAGCAAGAGUUUUGCUCAAUCUGGAGAUCUCACAAAACACAUACGCACCCACACUGGAGAGAAGCCGUAUGAAUGUUCUGUCUGCCACGGCUGCUAUACCUCUUCAGGGGAUCUGGGAAAACACAUGAGGAUCCACAAUGGCUCACGGCCCUUUCCCUGCCAGGAGUGUGACAAGAGCUUCCGCUUGGUCGGCCACCUUAAAACUCACAUGAGGACCCACACUGGUGAGAGACCGUACUCCUGCCCUCGCUGCCUCCGGACCUUCGCUCGCACCCACCACCUCUCUGUUCACCUGGCUCAGUGUCGCUGAUUGAUGAUAAUGAUUUGCCUGGUUGUGUUGCGCCUUUCUCAAAUUCAUUGCUUUAUGGGGGUAACUCACCCUUUCCACUACUCCCAAUUUGUAGCCCUUACCUGGGGGGGCAGCCAUAUUUCACUAAAACACUGAGGUGGGUGGUGGUGGGGCAUUUGGCUGACUAUUACAGCGGACAAACAAGAUGAUGUAGGAAGCGUCAAUUCGAAGGUGUAAGAGCUCCAGACAUUGACACUCCACUAGAUACUAGAGGUCGACCAAUUAUGAUUUUUCAACGCCGAUACCGAUUAUUGGAGGACAAAAAAAGCCGAUACCGAUUAAUCUGCCGAUUUUAUUUUUAUUUUUUAUUAUUAUUUAUUUAUUUAUUUUUAAUUUUAUUAUUAUUAUAAAAAAUAAAUAAAUAAAUAAGUUGUGUAUAUAUAUACACACACACACACACACACACACACACAUUUUUGUAAUAAUGACAACUGCAACAAUACUGAAUGAACAAUGAACACUUUUAUUUUAACUUAAUAUGAUACAUAAAUACACACACACACAGCUCUGAAGUGACAAUGAUACUGAAGAUUCUGCUUAGGAGACAAAUACUCUCAAUUGUUUGAAUAAAAAUAGAGUUUAAGUUACCUGUGAUGAAUGUUGAAAACAAAAACUGUAAUUUCUAUAUGCAGGAAAUCCUAUUUUAACAAUGGGCAUGGUAAGAAUUGACGACCAAAGUGUGAGUCAUAAUUCCCAUGACACCUACUAGCAAAAUCUGAAAAGCGGUUCCUUCAUUUAUUCCAUAGGAUAUUUUUAGAUUCACUUAAAAUAUGGUCUGUGUUUCGUGUCACACCACCGUGACAAUUUUAUAACUGUAGAUAUCCAUAGGACAAUGUAACUCUGAUCAAUAUUGGCUAAAUAUAAGCAAAGAUCAUUUUUUUUGUAGAGUGGAUUUAUGAAAAUAUGUUGACAAACGUUACCUUAUCCUAGUGAGAUUUACACGGGUAUCAAAAUGUCGAGGCGGUUUAAGCCUGCACGAAACACAGACCUUAUUUGAAGUAGAUCAAGACAUUCUCUAUGGAAGACAUGAACGGUAAAAUAACGAAGGAACCCCUUUCAAGUUCAGCCGCAAUUUAUUACAGGAAUUAUAACGCGUCGACUAUUUCGCUCUAAACCAUAUACCUUUGACUAAUCCGGAAACUAUCACCUCGAAAACAAAACGUUUAUUCCGUUCCGUAUUUUAUCUAACGGGUGGCAUCCAUGAGUCUAAAUAUUCCUGUUACAUUGCACAACCUUCAAUGUUGUCAUAAUUACGUAAAAUUCUGGCAAAUUAGUUUGCAAAGAGCCAGGCGGCCCAAACUGUUGCAUAUACCCUGACUCUGCGUGCAAUGAACGCAAGAGAAAUGACACAAUUUCACCUGGUUAAUAUUGCCUGCUAACCUGGAUUUAUUUUAGCUAAAUAUGCAGGUUUAAAAAUAUAUACUUGUGUAUUGAUUUUAAGAAAGGCAUUGAUGUUUAUGGGGAGGUACAUAUUGGAGCAAUGACAGUCAUUGAUUGAUUUGUUUUUUAUAAGAUAAGUUUAAUGCUAGCUAGCAAUUUACCUUAGUUUACUGCAUUCGCAGCACAGGCAGGCUCCUCGUGGAGUGCAAUGUGAUCAGUGUUAGAGCAUUGGACUAGUUAACUGUAAGGUUGCAAGAUUGGAUCCCCCGAGCUGACAAGGUUAAAAAUCUGUCGAGGCAGAACGUUCCUAGGCCGUCAUUGAAAAUAAGAACGUGUUCUUAACUGACUUGCCUAGUUAAAUAAAGAUGAAAUAAAGGUGUUUUAAAUAAAUAAAAACGGCGCCCAAAAAUACCGAUUUUUCGAUUUGUUAUGAAAACUUGAAAUCGACCAUUCGGAUUAAUCGGUCGACCUCUACUAGAUACAGCUAGAUGUUGGGUAGAGUUUUUAGUUGGCAUGCAUUUUCAGAUUUGUUUUCUGGACAUUAAAGGGAUAGUUCACAACAAAGUACAACUUGAUCUAAUUUCCCACUUACAGUGGCUGUAGGUGUAGAUGAUUCACCAAUUCAUCAAAACGUCAAAAUUUGAUUAUAGCGCAAUAAAGUGACUUAAAUGUAAGGUAGACGUCUAUCAUGUCAGUUACUAUUUUGAGUGAAUUAUCUCUGUUUUGUACUAUAUCUAAAAUAAUGACACUAUUUUACUGAAUGUAUGAUGACAUUUGUUUUCUUAUGAAGGUGAGCAGAUUGGGUCUCUGCAGUACAGUCGUGGCCAAAAGUUUUGAGAAUGACACAAAUAUUAAUUUUCACAAAGUCUGCUGCCUCAGUUUGUAUGAUGGCAAUUUGCAUAUACUCCAGAAUGUUACGAGGAGUGAUUAGAUGAAUUGCAAUUAAUUGUAAAGUCCCUCUUUGCCAUGCAAAUGAACUGAAUCCCCCAUAAACAUUUACACUGCAUUUCAGCCCUGCCACAAAAGGACAAGCUGACAUCAUGUCAGUGAUUCUCUCGUUAACACAGGUGUGAGUGUUGACGAGGACAAGUCUGGAGAUCACUCUGUCAUGCUGAUUGAGUUCGAACAACAGACUGGAAGCUUCAAAAGGAGGGUGGUGCUUGGAAUCAUUGUUCUUCCUCUGUCAUCCAUGGUUACCUGCAAGGAAACACGUGCCGUCAUCAUUGCUUUGCACAAAAAGGGCUUCACAAGCAAGGAUAUUGCUGCCAGUAAGAUUGCACCUAAAUCAACCAUUUAUCCAGUUAACUUCAAGGAGAGUGGUUCAAUUGUUGUGAAGAAGGCUUCAGGGUGCCCAAGAAAGUCCAGCAAGCGCCAGGACCGUCUCCUAAAGUUGAUUCAGCUGCGGAAUCGGGGCACCACCAGUACAGAGCUUGCUCAGGAAUGGCAGCAGGCAGGUGUGAGUGCAUCUGCACGCACAGUGAGGCGAAGACUUUUGAAGGGUGGCCUGGUGUCAAGAAGGGCAGCAAAGAAGCCACUUCUCUCCAGGAGAAACAUCAGGGACAGACUGAUAUUCUGCAAAAGGUACAGGGAUUGGACUGCUGAGGACUGGGGUAAAGUCAUUUUCUCUGAUGAAUCCCCUUUCCGAUUGUUUGGGUCAUCCGGAAAAAAGCUUGUCCGGAGAAGACAGGGUGAGUGCUACCAUCAGUCCUGUGUCAUGCCAACAGUAAAGCAUACUGAGACCAUUCAUGUGUGAGGUUGCUUCUCAGCCAAGGGAGUGGGCUCACUCACAAUUUUGCCUAAGAACACAGCCAUGAAUAAAGAAUGGUACCAACACAUCCUCCGAGAGCAACUUCUCCCAACCAUCCAGGAACAGUUUGGUGACACAAAAUGCCUUUUUUCCAGCAUGAUGGAGCACCUUGGCAAAAGGGAUAACUAAGUGGCUCGGGGAACAAAACAUCGAUAUUUUGGGUCCAUGGCCAGGAAACUCCCCAGACCUUAAUCCCAUUGAGAACUUGUGGUCAAUCCUCAAGAGGCGGGUGGACAAACAAAAACCCACAAAUUCUGAGAAACUCCAAGCAUUGAUUAUGCAAGAAAGGGCUGCCAUCAGUCAGGAUGUGGCCCAGAAGUUAAUUGACAGCAUGCCAGGGCGGAUUGCAGAGGUCUUGAAAAAGAAGGGUCAACACUGCAAAUAUUGACUCUUUGCAUCAACUUCAUGUAAUUGUCAAUAAAAGCCUUUGACACUUAUGAAAUGCUUGUAAUUAUACUUCAGUAUUCCAUAGCAACAUCUGACAAAAAUAUCUAAAGACACUGAAGCAGCAAACUUUGUGGAAAUUAAUAUUUGUGUCAUUCUCAACUUUUGGCCACGACUGUACAUACAAGAAACAAAUACUCUUUAUACAGCCUAUGUACUGAAUCUAUAACCUACUUUAACCGAUAGUGUUGUCUUGGUGUGUGUGUGAUAAAUAGUAGUAUCUUUGUGUGUGAUAAAUAGUUGUGUUGUAACUGAUUAAUUACACUACCGUUCAAAAGUUUGGGGUCACUUAGAAAUGUCCUUGUUUUUGAAAGAAAAACACCUUUUUUUUUGUCCAUUAAAAUAACAUCAAAUUGAUCAGAAAUACAGUGUAGACAUUUAAUGUUGUAAUGACUAUUGUAGCUGGAAACAGCAGAUUUUUCAUGGAAUAUCUACAUAGGCGUACAGAGGCCCAUUAUCCGCAACCAUCACUCCUGUGUUCCAAUGGCAUGUGUUAAACUUAGAUUAGCUAUAAUUUUAAAAGGCUAAUUGAUCAUUAGAAAACCCUUUUGCAAUUAUGUUAGCACAGCUGAAAACUGCUGUUCUGAUUAAAGAAGCAAUAAAACUGUUCUUCUUUAGACUAGUUGAGUAUCUGGAGCAUCAGCAUUUGUGGGUUCAAUUACAAGCUCAAAAUGGCCAGAAACAAAACUUUCUUCUGAAACUCGUCAGUCUAUUCUUGUUCUGAGAAAUGAACACUAUUCCAUGCGAGAAAUUGCCAAGAAACUUAAGAUCUCGUACAACACUGUGUACUACUCCCUUCACAGAACAGCGCAAACUGUCUCUAACCAGAAUAGAAAGAGGAUAAGUACAUUAGUGUCUAGUUUGAGAAACAGAUGCCUCACAAGUCCUCAACUUGCAGCUUCAUUAAAUAGUACUUGCAAAACACCAGUCUCAACGUCAACAGUGAAGAGGUGACUCCGGGAUACUGGCCUUCUAGGCAGAGUUGCAAAGAAAAAGCCAUAUCUCAGACUGGUCAAUAAAAGAUAAGGAUGUGCAAAAGAACACAGACACUGGACAGAGGAACUCUGCCUAGAAGGCUAGCAUCCCGGGGGUCGCCUCUUCACUGUUGACGUUGAGACUGGUGUUUUGCGGGUACUUUUUAAUGAAGCUGCCAGUUGAGGACUUGUGAGGUGUUUUUCUCAAAGUAGACACUCUAAUGGACAAACAAAUUGCUUUUCUUUCAAAAACAAGGACAUUUCUAAGUGACCCCAAACUUUUGAACGAUAGUGGUAUUUAUUAUAAAUGAUUAGGCAACUGUUAUUAUAAGAAUGUGUCAAUAACUUGUUAUCUACUAAGUCAUUACAUUGACUAAAAAAAUAUGAAAAAUGUUAAGGCUGUUUAACCAAACUGUGCACAAUGCAAUAAAUUAUUUCAAAAAGUGGUA